Messenger RNA from Pygocentrus nattereri (red-bellied piranha), 2176 nucleotides. Its product is annotated as transforming growth factor beta activator LRRC33-like. The record is from RefSeq and is a predicted model, not a curated record. Gene Ontology annotation, cellular component: extracellular matrix. NCBI's taxonomy places the organism in Eukaryota, Metazoa, Chordata, Actinopteri, Characiformes, Serrasalmidae. The transcript is spliced from 2 exons. Gene Ontology annotation, molecular function: protein binding. Bases 51 to 2006 code for a protein of 651 amino acids.
AGAGAUAAAGAGUGAGCUAUAAAGGAAUGGACUAUGUGCAAUAAAACACAAUGCAUCUUGUCAGGGACACUUCACAAAUGGCUGCGGACCUUAUCAGCUUGAUUGCUCUGUGCACACUGUGUGCACCCGUACUUUCCUUGGCAAUGGCAAACAGAUCCCAGCAGUACAAUCCUUUCGAGUGGUCCUGGAGAAAUAGAAACCUUUGCUCAAUUCCUGCAGAUCUGGACCUCAGACUGAAAGCACUUGACCUGUCAAGCAAUUCAAUUGAACAGUUAAAUGUGCUUAACCUAGAAUCGCUUGAGAUGCUAGACAUAAGUUACAACCAUCUGAAUUUCAUAGAGAAAGAAGCUUUCAAGUACCUGAUCCAUCUGGACUACAUGAAUCUUGCAAUGAAUUUAUUGGACAACAAUGUAAUGAACAACAGCAAAGCCUUUGAAAGCCUUUAUGGACUGAAGCAUUUGGACAUUUCACUGAAUAAUCUAGAUGACGGUGCUGUGGGUUUAUAUAUUCACAAUGCAACUGCUCUUGAACAGCUCACUCUUAACGGAAAUAGUUUGACUAAACUUAGACCAACUCUAUUUGAAAAUAACAGGAACCUUGUAAAUAUUGAUAUUGAAAACAACAAUAUUUUGGAAAUUGAUGAAGGAACGUUUGAACCAUUGAAGAAACUAUCAGUAUUGAACCUGGCAAGGAAUAAUCUGGUACAUGUUUGUGAUUUUCAGCUUCCUCAAGUAAGAACUCUCAACUUAAGCCGAAAUUCAAUCGAAUUCUUCUUUACUAAUCCGAAUGACCAAAUGUAUCUCCUUGAAACUCUGGAUUUAAGCUAUAACAACCUUCUGUACUUUCCUGUUGCUCCUAAAAGAAAUAGAUUGAAGUACCUUCAUCUGCAAUACAACAAAAUUGGCGUUUCAGGAUUAGAAAUCUCUAUUUCAGAAGCUAAAAUAUUACACAGAAAUAUAAUCCAGGACACAGAAAUUCAUUAUGCAGGAAACAGUAAUGACCUGAACCUUCUAACAUUACGCUACAUUGACUUGAGUGCUAAUGAUUUUACAAAUUUCUCUUUAAAUUCUUUAAGCAAACUCUUGUCUUUAGAGACAAUGAAUUUGAGUGACAACUGUCUCCAGGACAUCAGCAAUGGUAUGCUGAUAAAAGACAACCAAACAGAAAUCAGUAACAUAUCCCUGCCAUCUUUACUCCAUCUAAAUCUGCACAACAAUGAAAUUGAACACUUGCCCAGAAUCUUAUUUGAUUCCCUUCCAAAAUUAGAGACACUCAUCCUUAGACAGAAUGAUGUGAAGCUAUGUGAUGAAAAGGCUAAUUUAUCAAACAGUACCUGUAUGUCUUUCAGGGGAGCACACAGUCUGAAACACUUGGAUCUUGGAGAAAAUGGGAUCAAAAUUAUUGUUCCUAAUACCUUUGCUAACACUCGAUUAGUGUCUCUCAAUCUAGAAGGCAACAAAAAUAUAUUUCUGCCACGAGGGUCUUUGGAAGGUUUGCAGGGAAGCCUUGAAUCACUAAGUAUUGCUAACAGCAAUACAAGCAGGUCACGUGUGUUCACUCCAUGUAUGACAAAGCUGAGCACUUUAAACAUCUCUCAUAACAGGUUUAAAGUUCUUCCAGAAUCAUUUAGGUGUUCACCACUGAAGGUCCUUGAUCUACGAAACAAUAAAUUCACUUCUUUGAACUUUUUAUUAACAAAUAUGUUUCAAGAAUUAGAUUUUAUUUAUAUCAGCAAUAAUCUAUACAACUGUUGUAAUACAAGAUGGCUAACAACUUUGCGUGAGAAUCAUGUGAGCAUUACAGACCUGGAAAGAGCCAAGUGUCAGUAUAAGACUGGUGAUGAUAUUAUGUGUCACUUGUUGCAAAACCACACCAUACAAUGUCAAAGGGAAGCCCUUUGGAAAGGUACAAGCUAUAUAUGGGUAUUUAUAUCAUGUUUAAUCAUCCUCCUUACUAUUGUGGUGCUGGUGAAAGUGAUGCAGUCCAAGGGACCAUCAAUUGUUUAAGAAGAACAUUUGUUGUCAAAGAAAAGACAUUUAUGUUUUAUACAUGGUUUUGCAUGCACCACCAACAAAUAUUGUGUCAUGAUUUUUAAAUUGUAUUUGAAUGAUUUUAUCUGCACAUGUAACAAACAUAAAUACAUUAAAACCUAACAAGAAUGUUUUGUUUUUAAAAA